This is a messenger RNA of Planococcus citri (citrus mealybug), 3226 nucleotides long. RefSeq names its product homeobox protein OTX1-like. The coding region runs from base 1509 to 2579 and encodes 356 amino acids. Gene Ontology annotation, molecular function: RNA polymerase II transcription regulatory region sequence-specific DNA binding; DNA-binding transcription factor activity, RNA polymerase II-specific. Gene Ontology annotation, biological process: regulation of transcription by RNA polymerase II. The record is from RefSeq and is a predicted model, not a curated record. The transcript is spliced from 6 exons. Lineage: Eukaryota; Metazoa; Arthropoda; Insecta; Hemiptera; Pseudococcidae.
ACUACUUACGUAUGGCUAUGGCUAUAGCCAUUACCCAUUAGCCUUAACAACGCGACGCGGCAACGACUCUAGCCGCCUAGCAGUAGCAGCUGCAGCUGCAGCUACCGUACGGUCAUCAUCAGGUGCAAUUAAGUGCAAGUGCAAAAGUGGAAUAGACGCGUUAGCGUGUGCGAUUGGUGGAAUACCUACGUAGGUCUAGGUAUAGGCACUUUAUUAUCGCAUCAAUUACCGUUGGGUGCUACUGUUCGCUGCGACUAGCGACCAGCGAGGCAGCGACUUUAUAUUGGGUAUGAAAUGCUAGAUGGACGAAUGGCUAAGCAGUUAUUCGGUUAUUCGUAGGUUGCUUGCUGUAACUUGUCAAGAACUGCACGUGAGUACAGAGUACAGUACAGUACAGUACAGGUAUCGUACGGCGAUCAACAUUGAACAUGCCAUUGCCACGAAUUACGAAGGGACUCGUAGAUAUAGAUAUCUGUACGUAUUUUGUGAGCAGUGUCAUGUCGGUGUACGCUAGGAAAUCGUAUGUAGUAAUGUGUGUAGUACCUAGUUAGGCAGAGAUGUUAUGUAUAUCGACUUGAAAUUGAAAAUAUGUUGCCCGCCUUUGCAUUGGAACCACUUAUACGGAUUCGUUGUCGUUCGUCGUUGUGAAAAUACAGGUACGAGUAUACCGAUUAUCUACUUAUGCAUAUUCCUCAUUGGCGGUAGGCCUAGCUACUAGCCAGUGCCGGCCAGACCUAGCCACAGUCGUCUUAUACGGUGUACGCGGUGUGUAUACUGUAUACCUAGGCAUGUGCAUUGUGCAAUGUGCACGUAGGCACAUGCAAGAACAGGUGCAGGACUGCAGCAGGUACACCAGUGUGCCGAGAGGACUUGUUAAUACGAUGGUGUGCGGUGUGCGGUGUGCGGUGUGCGGUGUGCGCUGUGCGCAAUCGGUACGAUUUACCUAAAAAUACCUAUACUAUACGUACGUGUACUUAGCCUGCAAUCACCCGGUCGGCGCGGCGCGGCGGUCACCCAUCUACUCACCCUCGUCACUAUCGGCCUGCCUAGUGCCUAGUGCCUACCUAUAUGUAAUAUACUAACGAGAGUACGGGUAUAUGUUACUAUCGUAUACAUACUUUAUACGGGCGCCGCGAACGCUUUUUCGAAUACCUACCGGUAGAUAGGUAUUAGGUAAGGUACUCGUACGUAGGUACGCAUCUCGCGCACUUUUCACGUCGUGUAAUGGUACGACGAGUAUUUACGACUGUACGUGUACGUGUACGGAGUACGGAGUACGAGUAUUAAAUCCAGUGAAGUGGCGAACUAACUGAAUUAGUGACAAUUUAAUUUUCCGUUUUCUUUAAUUAAGUUUAUCGAAUUGUUCGAAUCAGCUGUUGGCUAUCAUAAUUCUCGUUUCAUUUUCAAUGGAUUAGAUAUCCAGGUCGACUGGCCAUCGCUCGCCUCGCCUCGCGCCUACCAGCGGAUACCGGAUACCGGAUAGCGGAUAGCGGAUAGCAUACGCGUAGAUGGAAGAAAAGCGCGACACUGCGGCCUCGCAAGACGUCGCUUGUUAUUCGGCAUCUUCGAAUUUAUUGAAUAACACGGCCACGGCCACGAUCGAUGCCGGUGCCGGUGUCGGUGUCAACAUAUCGCCAGAAAACGAAACGUUCGUUUUCAACAUGUUCAGUCCAACUAUCCACAAUGAUCUAGUCGACAAUUUAUGCGACAUGAAUUUGGAAAAUGAAAAUGCAAAUUUCAUCGAUAGUUCAUUCGUACAAAAUGGCAAACGAAAACAACGUCGUUACAGAACUACGUUCACAAAUUUUCAACUCGAAGAAUUAGAGAAGGCAUUCCAAAAAACUCACUAUCCCGACGUAUUUUUUCGCGAAGAACUAGCUUUACGCAUAGACCUAACGGAGGCACGAGUGCAAGUUUGGUUUCAAAAUCGAAGAGCGAAAUGGAGAAAACAAUGUAAAAUGAAAAAAGACCGCGGCAAAACCGACGACGGCGACGAAGAUGACGACGACGACGAGGACGGCAACGACGACCAGCAUCAUCAUCACCAUCACCACCACCAUCAUCAUCAUCAGCAGCAGCAGCAGCAUCAUCAACAACAAGCUGUGGGUACAGCGACGGCGGCGGCGGCGGCGGCGGCGGCACAAAUCGUAGCCGCCGCCUCAAAAAUUCACCGGCUCGACGAGUCUCUGUCCACGUCCCCAUCGUCGACAACUUUCGCAGCGCCGACGACGUCGGCUGCCUCAGCCAACCCAAAUAUUCUUCACAAUACGAGCGCUUACGCGGCAGAGUCUUUGCAUACGUCUCAACCGCAUUCGCAGUCUCAACACAUCAAUCUGGAAAUGGAUUGGGUGAAUUUUAACUCGGCGCACCUGUUACCGGCAGUCAAUUGGGCGUUGUCUUAUCAGCACGUUCAAAAAGAAAACGUCGUCGACGUAGAUCCGGAUUUGUUACGAUUAAAAGGGACGCAGCCGCAGUCGCAGUCGCAGUCGCAUUUGCAACAUAAUGAAGCGAGAGAUGGCAGCGGUGGUGGCGGUGCUUCAUCGUCCACCGAAGAAGAUUUCACCUUCGAAAUAGAGUAAUUACCGCGCCGCGCCGCCCGCGUCUCGAGGGCUACUGCCUACGAGAGCUAAACGUCCAAAAUUCGACAAAAUGAGCGGCACGAUUUUUCUCCAUUUCCGAUAUUACGUCUUACGACUGACGAGGCACGAGCACCACGAGACCGCGACGCGACGUCUCAUUUGUCUCUUUGCCUGUACGCUAAUCGUCGAUUCCGAGUUUUCCAAAAUGUUUCCCUGGCUGUCGAAUACGCUUGUACGUAAUAGCAAUACGCAAUAGCCAAUGCCCAACUUUUACUUCGGUGCCGUUCGCGGUUCGAGCCUACCGCUAGGGGCUAGGCACGAAUAGGUUCAGGUAGGGUACCACCGCCCGCGCCCGUGAAAAGCCCGAUUCCGCUCCAGGUACCUGUUACGUCGUUACGUCAAGCUGCGAAUGAAAUUACCAAUGUCAGCUUUCCAAGUUGGGAAACGUUUCAACGUUCGUCCACAAACUUGUCGAUGCGACAGCAAAAACACGCUGAAACGAACAUGAUAUGCGAGUUUAUGCAUACAUAUUAUACUUAUUCACUCAUUGUCAUUCACUCACCCAUCUGUGCUGUGUAUUCGUUGUCGUUGGUGUAUUAUUCAAAUUGCCAAUUAAUUACCAUUGUAAUAAACGAGUAAACGCGUUA